AGGGAAAUUGAUAGACGACCACGAGAAAGAGAUGUGUAUGUGUUAAAAAAAAAACCUCCUGGCCGGAAGUGUGUGUGUGUGUGUGUAUGAGUUGUGAACGAUAAACUGAAUACCGACAUGCUUUUACCUUGAAUAUAUACAGUUACACCUCACGAGAAAUGCUGCGUUAUGAUUCAGUUCCUUCGCUACCAUCCUAUGCUUCUCCAUCCUUUGGAGGUGACUCUUAUCGUCCCGAUCGUGAUCGCGACCGUGAAUUGUCGGGACCAGUGAAUCCCCCCAUGGCCUACCAUGAACGAGAUCGAUUAGGCGAUCGCGACUUUUACCGAUCGACCAUGCCACGAGCAUCCCCUUCUAUGGAGUUUGAUCGUUAUCGUGGUCGGCCUAAUCGUCCCUCAGAUCGCUCAUGGGGUCCUACACCCAGUACCAGUGUUCCGACUCUACGUCAAGACACGCGUCCCCGUGAUCGGGAAUAUAUUGAACCAAGAUUAUCUCGCAGCGUCAGUGAAACUCCUGUCAGUACUGCCAAGGAUGAAAAAGAGUCGGUCACCCAGGAAGGACCCAAUGUCAGCAAAGAAGGUGAAAAGGAAGACGGGAGAGGUCCAUCCUCCGUUGCACGAAUUAUCGUGAAACAAGAAGAGUCCGCGAAAGAUGCAAUGCCUUUAGAGUCUCCGUCAUCGAUGCCUGUAGUGGAAGAUAUAGAAAUGAAAGCAGAAGAUAAGAAAACAGAAGAUGUCCCUAUGGGCGAACCCGGUGAAAUUUCAGAUGCUCCAGAGACGGUCGAUGAGGAGACGGGCGCGCAGCCAUCCACAGAUAGCAUCCCAGACUCCGCCGCCCCCUUGGCAAACGACUCCGUCACCGAUAUGAUGAAAACAGAACCACCUGCAUCUGUGGAUCAAAAGCUUACCGAAAACCAACCUCCAUUCUCCGACGAAGCUUCCUUUGCCAAGGAGAAUGAGAUGACUCAGCCAGCACAAGUAUUACAGCCACCCGUUUCCACCGAAAACGUUGUUCAAACGCCUGUGACAGAACAGGAAGGUGUCACGCAAUCUGCAGCAGCGACCAACGUUAUCCAACCGGUCGAAGCUCCGAUCGACAAGCCAGACAAACAAAACGUGUCUCUGAUACAGCAACCACAACAACAAGACACAUCCACCAUGACACAGGAGCAAAUCGUCGAGCGUAUUGAUCAAAUUGAAACGGACAUCACCAUGUAUGAGGAUAUGCUGGAAAACCUUGGCAAACAGCCUGAGCCAGCGGCAAUGGAGAAAGGCGAUAUUAUGGACGAAACAAUGACAGAGGCGGGAGCGAAAGAAGACGAACAUCAUGAAGCCGAAGAGGCCAAACAUCGUGCUUUACAGGCGAUGCAAGAAAGUUCACAGGGCCAAGUAGCCGCCGAGGUGAAGCCGGUAGAGACUUCGCCUUUGAUGCGCAAACGUCCGCAACUGCUCAUCGAUCAGGUGCGAGCUUACGAAGACAAUGACGAAGAUCAACUGUUGUGCGAAGAAAUCACGGAAAACAAUCGACAGUUGGCCAGAGAAAGCGCGUGUAUGUUGGGCGGAUGGCAAGGAAAGCCAGAUGACCAAGCAGUGUGGUCCGAUGAAGAACAAUGGAGUCGGCCACUGUAUGCUUCUGUUAGUGAUUGUCCCCUAGUUCAGAGAAACAUUGAACAGUUUGCCCAGCUCCGUAUCACCAUCGCCGAUACAUUGGCUCACCAGCACAAGGGUCUCAAACGUAAAGAACGAAUGCUGAAAAGGGAAUACAAGACGUUGUACGAACGAUGGAAAGAGAAGAAUAUUGCUUUGGAUAGCAUUCGAGACCACGAACGACGCGCCGAAAAAUAUACCUAUCGUUCGUCCUCGCGUCGCCGUGCAGAAGAAGAAACGGACGAGUUGGUGGAUGGGGUCAUUUUCAACAGCGAUGUCGACGCGUUACGAUUUGAAGGCGGUGAUGGCGCAUCGACUCCCUACAGCGGGCCAGGCAAAGGGCCUUGGACCUCGGACGCUGCACGCUCUGAAGCCGAACUGCUGGAGAUUAUCCAGUCGCUGGAAUCCGCCGACAUGCGCAAUCCGGAGCUUCGUGCAGCUAAAACAACGGCUACGAUUCCUGCCAUGAUCUUGGAUCCAAAGGCACGGAUGCGAACCUACAAUGACCGCAGUGGUUUGGUCAAAGAUCCAUUGACUUAUUACCAUACCGGACCCGAUACAGGGGAUGUGUGGACGCAGCAGGAAAUGACGGCGUUUAUGGAAGGGUACAUUCAGAAUCCGAAGCAAUUUGGCCAUAUUGCUGCCAUGGUUGGCACAAAAACAGCACCGCAAUGCGUACUUUUUUAUUACCGCAAGAAGAAAAAGAUUGAUUUCAAGAGUCUUUUAAGUAAGGGACGAAGAGGUAAAGCCGGCAAACGCCGCGAUCGAUUAGCUGCGGCGGUUCGACGUGCUACCGGUGCUUCCAACUCGACGGUGAGAAAGGGCAAGAGUAAAGGCUCGGCGUUGAUGACGGAUAUCGGCGAAGCUCAGGUGUCACGCAAAGCCAAAGAAAAAGAAACCGAAAGAAGAAGAGCAGGCGACGCCGUUGAUGGCAUGGAGACCGCUGGCACCCCGGAGUGGAGUUCCGGAGUAGAUCGUCGAAGAAACAAGCCGCGCAACUCGGAUAAAUCGUCUUCGGCUGUCAUGGCCGCCGCCGCGACUGCCAUUGCUCGUAUUGCCGAUACGGACACGGCAGAGCCUGUGACGGAACGUAAACGUCCUGGAAGACGUAAAGGAAGAUCGCCUCGUGGUUCCGUCGCGGCCUCGGCCAAGUCGGCAACCACCAGCGAGGUAGCCAAAGUGGAGGAAACCUUGGCACCACCACGGCCGUCAUUUAUGGAAGAUCAAGAGAUGACGGGCGAUCGAUCGGGGCCCACGGCGACCGCGCGUUGGACGGAGAAGGAUAAGGACGUGGCCGUUGAAGCGUUCAAGAUUCAUGGUCGAAACUUUACCCAAGUGGCUGCCAUCGUCAGUACAAAGACCGAGGAUCAGUGUCGUAACUUUUAUCACAACUACAAACGUAAAUUUGGUCCUAAUGUGUUUGACGAGGAGUCGGCGGAAUCUUCAAUUGUGUCCGACAUUAAAGCGCAAGCAAGCAUACAGGGGCAGCAGUUGAAGGCCGAUGAGGAAGAUGCGGCGGCGGCUUUGGUGGGAUUGUUCCAAAUGGGAAGUGGUUCGGUUACCCCUAGCGAACGUGGACCCAGCACUCCCACUGUGCAGGUAGAAACACUAGCAGGACCUGGUGUGGAUAGUGGUGGCGGUGCCUCCACCGCGGCUCGACGACGCAGAGUACGAUCGGCCUCUGGCAAGGCGGACGGUGGAGCCGACCCUGGUGCUUCUUCGUGGAGUGAACAGGAGAUAGCGAGCAAAUCCAAUGUACGGAAGGCGAAGCAUCGGAUAGCGUCGUCUCCGGGAUUUGAUGGCAAGCGAACUUCCUAUUCUUCCUAUUGGUCUGUUUCCGAGAAGGGCGAAUUUGUUCGGUUGUUGGAGAUGCACGGUCGCGAUUGGGAUAAAAUUGCCGAUGCGAUGAAAUCAAAGACGGCCAUUCAAGUACGCAAUUUCUAUGCGAAUAAUGAAGAAAAAAUGGGACUCGCUCACAUUGCACAGCGGUACGAAGAACGUCAGCGAAGAGGUACUUUAACCACGCUACCUCCCAUGGGCACGUCGUUUGAGUCGUCGAUUCACGGACCACGCAAAGAACUUCCUGCACUUGACAGUUUCCCAUUUUCUUCCCCUCAGUUGGAGCGACAGACGCCUCAGUCGGCGCCUUGUGUCACUGCUCCACAAGACAGCUAUUUCACUACCUUGGCUCCUCCUCAACCCCAUCCUAUGGCCAUGACACCUGGCGAGUCGCCACAGUAUCCCGAGUAUAAUCGACCUACUUUUCAUGCUUUCCAACCACCGCCUCCACCAGCACCGACAGAACCUCGCCCUCCCGCAUCUUCAUCUGCCACUCCUUCUGUCACUAAAGUGGCCGAUUUGCUCAACAGCGAAGAAACCGCCGUGAACACGCCAAAGAAGAGUUGGGAAACCUGGUUUGGGGCGUGAAAACCGUUCCAUGAUUGCAUUCAAACGCUUUCUAGUUCGUCUUCUUUAUUCUGUACAGUCUACACUACCGUAAUAUUUUUUCGUAAUGCCUCUUGUAAAUGUAAUAUGAAGUUCGCAUCAAAAAAGUA
This is a messenger RNA of Radiomyces spectabilis, 4198 nucleotides long. RefSeq lists its product as uncharacterized. NCBI's taxonomy places the organism in Eukaryota, Fungi, Mucoromycota, Mucoromycetes, Mucorales, Radiomycetaceae. Gene Ontology annotation, biological process: regulation of transcription by RNA polymerase II. Gene Ontology annotation, cellular component: Set3 complex. The record is from RefSeq and is a predicted model, not a curated record. The coding region runs from base 159 to 4070 and encodes 1303 amino acids. The transcript has 2 exons.